AUGGUCGAAAGUGGUGUCCCCCAGGGUUCAGUACUGGGACCCAUUUUGUUCCUUAUCUACGUGGACGAUGCCGCAAGAGAUUUAGACUGUGAAGUAGCAAUGUUUGCGGAUGACAUGAAGAUAUGGAGUUUAAUUCGGGGUCCUGCCGAUGAAGACAGACUGCAGAUGAACCUGAAUCGGUUGGAGGAGUGGUCAAACCGCUGGCUCCUGCGGUUCAACGUUGCCAAAUGUAGCAUACUUCGCCUAGGCAACACAGCCAGAUCCGCCAGCACAAGAGGCUACUUUCUGGGCGGUGUAGCCCUACAAGAGGUCGAAGCCCAAAAGGACCUCGGUGUGCUUACGACGAGUUCCCUAAAACCAUCCGCCCACUGUUCGAGGGUGGCAAAAACCGCAAUGUCCGUACUGUACGCCAUCAAGCGUGCGUUUAUGGACUUUGACAAAGAAGCCUUCUCCAUCCGCCCACUGUUCGAGGGUGGCAAAAACCGCAAUGUCCGUACUGUACGCCAUCAAGCGUGCGUUUAUGGACUUUGACGAAGAAGCCUUCUCUAAGACAUUCGGAACAUUCGUCCGGCCGCAUUUAGAGUACGGCAUACAAGCUUGGAGGCCGUGGGGUGAUGUGGAUUAAAACUGCCUCGAAAGAGUCCAGAGGAGAGCCACGAAGAUGGUCAGGGGUCAAAGCUCCUUUCCUUAUGCGACCCGCCUAGUAAAUCUGAACCUCUUUCCUUUGAGUUACAGGCAACUUCGCGGAGAUCUCUUGCAAGCCUUCCGCAUUGUAAAGGGGUUGGAUUGCAGUCUGGCCUUCGAGGACUUUUUUGAAUUUGCUACCACGACCAACCUCCGAGGUCACCCGUUAAAGCUGCGCACUCAGCAGGCACGGCUGGAUGUGCGGAAGUUCUCCUUCUCGGUUCGGGUGGUCAAACCGUGGAAUGAGCUUCCCGCAGAUGUUGUGAUGUCACCAUCUAUACAAAGUUUUAAGAAGAAUCUGGACAUAUUUAUGUUCCGAAAUGACCAAGAGCGAUGAGAAGUCGAGCUCACCCCCUGUAACUCCUUCUCAUUUUGUCCCACCAUUAUGGGCGUGUUCGAACUAUUUCAGCCCAGAACAUCUAUCUGUACACCACACAUUUUUUACGUUGCAAAUAGGGUACUCAAAGGCUUACGCCUAUUUCCCUCAAUAAACUGAACUGAACUGAACUGAACUGAAGUCGACCACUACUCCUAUAAUUUCACAUUAACAAGAACAAUAUGAUACAUGAUUCAAUAGUAUUUUGACCGUUUUGAUUGUGACUUACCAUUGAAUGCUUCUUACUCCUGAUAUAUAUUCAUCUUUUCCAGCUCUUAGUCCAGACAACGAUGGUAAGCCUCCUGAAAAAUACGUAGGAACUGUGCGACCGCCCCCUUACAGCUGGCCAGAUAGACUGACAACCAGCAACUAGAGCAAACCGAAAUUUACCCAACAGGAAAAUAAUUUCAAGGUCAGGCCGAUAUCAAAGUUCUUCAAAUGCCAUGAAGGAGAUAUUUUUCAUGCCCCCGAAAACUACCAAACUGCAAACUUCAAUUUUUAUAUUGUACAUAUCGUUAUUUUUUGAAAAUUUUGUUAUUAUUUUCCCUUAGAACUGAGGUUUUUUUUAACUUAAAACAAACUCUCAAUUCGCGCUCUUUUGGCUAACCAGACACCCGAAGCAAAUGAAGUCAAAGUGCAGUUGAAAUUGACGAGUUUGUUUUAGGUUUUUUUCCUGAGUUCAAAGGGGACUGACAGUGCCCAAGGGGCGCUACAAUAAACCUAUUCUAUUCUAUCCGCGGCUCCGAACGUGGGAAGAGCCACGGUUGUAAGGUGCGCCAGGUCCACCACAAGUUGAUUCGGAAUUUCAUCGUGUCUCAGACGUUGUUCGUGCAAUUGUUCGACGGGACCUCCGACUGAUAAGGUUUGUCCAGAUAUAAUUGCCAGACAAUGGCAUAGUGUGUUGAGGGUAAUUCGUCGUCUAGCCGCACAUCAAGUGCCUUAGUGAGUUGUUUAUGCGUGAGGGUCUUGAGUAUUGUGCGUGACUUAUCCACCACUGAGACUUCCUGGAGGUAAAAUUUUGCUCUUCGGAGCCAUACUGAGAAAGCUUCUGUGCCGUCGUACUAUGGUACUUCGACGGAGCGCAGUGUGGUUGCAUUAUUCCCGGAUAUCUGUGGGGCUGUGGGCACCGUCGUUGAGCUGCCAUUUCUGUAGUGAGCGGAGCGUUCUGUCGCUCUGUCGGAAGGGUCAGCUGUGGGUCAAAGUCUGUCGUCUUAAUGGAGCCAGGCGGUGAAAGGGUUCGUUUCUUCAUUUCUGAACGGUUAGUUUUUGAUCUCGGCAUCAGACGAGCAAACAGUAUCCCAAACGGGCGGACAUAUCUUAGGUAAUUAAAGGAGGCCUUAAUUGUAGGCGGUAUAUUAGGAAUUAGGUGGAAAUGGAGGGAAACAAGAUUCGUCAAUGAGCGCACACGUAUUAGGAGGGUCAGAAGGGAGGAGAAACGCUCGCCGAUUAAGGUUGAAGUUCAGGGGUACGAUAUCCACUGGAUUCCUGCUCUGUGUCUGAGCACAAUUCACCGUCCUAGGCUUUAAACAUCGAAAAAGAAAAAGCAAGCUCGUCUUCAGUCCCUUUUCCCGAUUGCCCUUUUUCAGUCCCCUUAAAACACACCUGCCUUUCCGGGUCUCACUCACUGUGUUUCUGUGCAAUUUCCGCCGGUGUAGGGUGAGGUCACGUGUUUUGCAGGUUUUUUCAGCCUCAACGCGUUGUAUUAGUCUACCCGCCCAUACCCUGGUUUAGGGUUCACGUUUACAGUUUUUCCCAACGGCUUCGCCCUACAGCCAAGUUUAUUUCAUACGGAAUAAACAUUUCAAGUAAAAUUAUAAAUUAGAUCCCUAGUAUAUUAGGGAGCAAACGUACUUAGAAAAGGAAGGGCGUAGGUUUGUACAUCCGUUGGCACCUGAAAUGUCAGCUGUGCAGACCUUUGCGCUUGAAGAAUUCGUAGGAUAAAGGAAGUAAUCUGUAGCGUUAAUGGACUCGCAUAUACUAUCAGAACACAUCCUGCGCUGUCAUGCAGAAUGUUCUUCACGCCUACUAUCUUCCCACUGAGACUAAUGCGCCCACUAGCUACUGAUGUGUCCACUCUGAAUCGUGCUCCGAGCAUACAAUUAAAUUGCCCUCACACCUCAACCCCUCCGGAAACGUGACCAAGUUGUGCUUACACGGAAGCCUUACUUGUCGGCCACUGCGUGCGCAGCCUCCUUUCAUGUCCAUUUCACUGAGUCGCCUAGCUAUUUGCUGCAAAGGCCUAGAUGGACUUCGCAAUAGCUUUUUCAAUCGACUGAGGUAACGCUCGAAGGGGAAGGAAGGGAAGCAGUCCAAGGCUCCAUGACGUUCAAUGUCAUCAUCGAUAUGCAUGAUGCCGUGCACAUUGUAGACUAUGUUUUCCUACCCAUAAAACACUGCGAACUUACAUUUAAAAAGCUUCAAUAAUUGUCUGCUGUAGUCCCCAUUUACCAUGCAACUGUACGAUUUGGCCAGCAAUGAUGGCCGGGAAUAGAAGAAAGAGUGUCCGUCAGGACAGCUAUCCCGGUAUAUGACAAAAACUGUCUGUACUCUCUACCCUUCCACGAGUUUAAAUCCCUGAAACUUACACACCUCUGAGAAAACUCCGCCGGUAUAAACGAGUUUAAACUUCAUAGAUUACGAUUAAUUAGUUUAACUUGGCGUGUCCUUAGUGUGCGCAAUUUCCUUUGGUCAUUCACCUUAGACCAGUAACCUUUCACACACAAACGAACCAGCUUCUCACCACGCCUAGAUAGACAAGAUGAAGUGGGUUGAGAGGAGAAUCCGACAUUAUACUUAGAUUAAAACGGAUAAAAGGCGACGAUCAGACCACAAACUGAUUACGCACCCGACCUACAAAGUCCGCCUUUCUGCCUUCGCGCCCUCCGCAAGGUAGACUACUUUUCCUUCGUAUGUUCCGACUACUGUGCAGCAUUCGCAGCCUUCAUAGGCAUGAACAUUUUUGACUUGUAUUCCGAAGGCCGGCUUGGGUGCAUCGCAAAUAACGCUGGCGAUACGGACAUAGAUACGUCCUGUGGGAAUACGACAUUGUAGGUCGUGUUCUUGAGGGACGAUCAUUUUGUCUGUCAGCUCCCUACAGGGCUUACCGUCCCUACAAUAUAUGGUAACUGGAAAGAUGAAGCCGACAAACGGCUUUACGAUGCGACCUAAAAUCGACCACAGUUAUGUUUUCGUCUUACAAUAUGGAGGUAAAUUAUCUGUGGCAAAAUUCACCACUACCUCCUCAUCGUCGGCGAUGACAUACUCUCCUCCUAUUAACCGGCGCAGUUGCUUCUGCAGUCCAAAGUGAACGUACUCACCACUACCCAUGGGGCCACUUACAGGGCAUGCGAUGCCCCCAAAAAGCCCCCUGGGAUCUGCGUGCAUCUCUGGAAGAAGUAGCCUACGUAUGUCCAGGUUGCGGAGAUGACUGUGCGCUAAAUUGGACUUCAGAGCCCAUUCACGCUCUCUAUUCCGAAUGCGUACAUGCGUUGGCAAGUCGUCAUUAUAGCUGACGUUGUGAACGCUGGGAACGGUUUCUGCGCAUGCGACAGUGCCCGCAAACGAUUUCUACAGGCUCAUGCGUCCACUGUUGCUGGAAUCUAAGUUCAGUAAACAGUUAGAUGAUGACUUCGUGUAGGAGUCUUCCGUUCGAGGACUUUUCCUACUCGGAAUGAAUGAGUCUACCCCGUUGUCUAUUUAUAUAGCCAUUUCCUCGAUAUCUUUCUUCAUACGCUGUCUGCAUGAUCGCUCACUCUCGUGUCUAAACAUUUUAAACAUAAAAAUCACAGGUUACAUGAAAUUCAAAAGGUAUGUAACAAUCGAGCAAUGUAGAUCACACGCCUCACACUGCACGCCUGCGUGAACAAAUUCCUCUCGCUGUUCCUUCUUUUCGCAGAAUAUAAUCAGACGCAGGUCACUCAUUUGUUCUCUAGAUCUUUUGGAGCAUGCUGCAAAGGUACUCUAAGGGAGUCAGUUUACUUAAACGAUGCACUCGAUGUAUCGUCACAUUUACCGAGCAUCUCCUCAUUCUACACCACAAAGAGGCAGGAGAUUGUGUUUUCGAAAUUUAUUUUGAAUUUAUCUUCGCCUUCCGCUAGUUCACGUGGCUUAGAAUGCCUAGAGUCCCAACCUAAUAGAAGAGAACCCUAGUCAACCCGUACGUACGGAAAGUUGUACUUGGAUGUGUGCGAAUGGUUGCCAGUUACCCCUGUUGCUAAGACCUGCGAAUAAAGUUUUCCAAUAUAUCCCUUAGUUAUCCGUAAUUCCUCACUGGCCGAGGGGGUCCUCAGGGCUCUCAUUAACGUAACCUUACUGACGAGCCCUGUCGCUGUCAAUAUUGUUCGUCAUCAUCGCACUCGACUUCAACGAGCCCUCCCAUACUUUUAUUGCUAUAAUCUUGCUGGGGAUUUCUUCAACUUGCCUAGGAGUUUUCUACGACUUAGGGCAUUCUGCGUACCUGUUGAGAACGCCACAUCGUUUGCGUCACUGGUCCUUUUGGGUAUUUCGCAUGGGUCUGCGCUAGAAACGGUGUUAGUCGUUUUUUAUCACAGCGACUAAAACGUGUACCUCCAACAGUUUCCUGGUGCCAGUUACCCCCCCCCCCUAUGCACUUUUCUGCAAGACGACCUGAUUACAAUUAGUACAUGAAUUUGCAGACGAGCAGUUAUAUUGAGCUCUCAGGGUUAUCAGUUCUUUAUAUGGCCUGGAUCCAAAACUGAAAAUGCGCAUGGACACAGCCGUAGACUACACAGUCAUACCAGCUGAAUCAUCUUCGGACCUAGGAGUUUUAAAAUCUUUAAUACAACUAAAAAAAUUGCCCACGAUCUGCGAGGACGUGCAAAUAGCCUUUAUUUAUAGAGGCAUCAAAAACACUUUCUAUCAGCACUUCAACAUCGUAGAGGGUUUUUUGGCCACAUCUCGGCUGCUUGUCUUCAGCCCGCUGUGCCGUACAAAGAAGGUAAUAUUUCUUAAAUGUGGUUCUUCCUCCUUGUCAAACUGAAUCUCUUAGGAGACCUGCACAAGUUCUACCCGCGCGUCAACACUGACAAUACAGACGGACGUUUCACAGUGCUGCACCAACUAGCGAGGAAGCACGUUUAGACCACACUUGCAUGCUAUUUGAAGGUGUCAAUUAUGCACAGAACUCGAGUUGAUUAGCCAGAGUUUAAGCUUGCUUAGGCUUAGAUUUUUCUCUCGCAUUGCGUGCGUGGCCUAGUGCUGCUGAUACUUAUACGCAGUAGCCUCCUGCUGGGUAAAACCCUUUUGUUUUUUUUUCGGUUUUCUAUCCAAAUUAGUGACAUGCGUGACUAUCAGCAUACUUUCUGCUGCCGACUCAAUGCCUUUGGCUUUCUGGAAGAUAUUCAAUAAGGAGUGCUACCACUUUAGUAAAUUUUCGGUAGAAACAAGUUUUCUCGAAACUUUAAUUUGUCUUGCCCCCCUCGAUCCUGACGCCGGUUUCCUUGUCGUCUGUUAAAUGCUGCAGUGUUAUUACCCGUAUUAAUUUAAACUGCAUGUGCAUACACUGGGCGUACUUUAUAUCAGCCGUAUUCUCUUGUCAGCAUCGCUUUGCUAGCAUCUUCGAGGCCUUGUUACCCAUAGAACAUUCGAUGCUGCACUAGCUGGUCUUCGUUUUCAAAAGUGAGGUCUAGAAAGUGGAGAAUCGACAGUCUACACUGUUUGAGCUGCAAUCCCGCUUCAGCGGUAGUCAUCCCCUCAUGCCUCGACCUCUUUGAUAUUGUUGCCUGCCUUUGCUGCUUCUCGAUUAUCCCAGUUUGUUGAUUUAUAUUGUUUUUUUUGUAUUACAGGAGGCUUUGCCUGUUCUUCGUUCGACAGCAUACGCAAUAUCAACCAAACUUAUAUCUUCUCGCGGACGCUGCUUGUCGAAAUUUGCUUCCACUGUCUCCAAGAUGACAGAAAUGACUGUUAGAGAAGGUUCCGCUGAAGUAAAACUCCCCAACGGCGUUUUCUAUAACCCGGUGCAGGAGUUUAACAGGGACAUCACUAUAGCUGUUAUUAGAAAUUACUUAAAGUUGCAUUUAUGUGAAUUUAUUGACAAGGGAAUGAAGAUCGCCGCCUCUAAAAGUGCGUCACCCGAACCCACCACCUACGUUGGCAUAUCUAUCUUGGAGGCCUUGGCGGCGUCUGGUCUGCGAUCUGUAAGAUUUGCGAACGAGAUUCCAUUGGUGUGCAGAAUAACAGCAAACGACUUGGAUCCAGAAGCCACAAAAUUGAUUUCCGAGAACGCUGA
Molecule: messenger RNA, 7307 nt
Organism: Spirometra erinaceieuropaei
Lineage: Eukaryota; Metazoa; Platyhelminthes; Cestoda; Diphyllobothriidea; Diphyllobothriidae
Source: the annotation of a GenBank genome assembly